Messenger RNA from Geodia barretti, 228 nucleotides. NCBI's taxonomy places the organism in Eukaryota, Metazoa, Porifera, Demospongiae, Tetractinellida, Geodiidae. The record is from the annotation of a GenBank genome assembly.
CUCCAUUCCACCUGAGUUGGUUGCAGUAACUGUGUAGUCUGUGAUCUCUCCAUUUCUCUGGGGACAAAUCACCUCUCCCCACUGGACAAUGGCACUGUUUGGUGUGACUGUAACUAGAGUGAUUGGGCCAGGAGCACCACUGGGAGCUGUGGAGAGUAACACCAACCAUAUUUCAUUGCAGUAACAGCAUUACUGACAGGACCACUACCAGCUCCAUUAGAGACUGUC